GGGGAUCUUCAUGUGCCAUGUUACAUUCUGGUUGGCCGAGCAUGAUCCCCUAGUACCGCUGUCCUGCUACAUCGACACCGUGCGCAAUGCCAACGACGACCACGGAUGGAUGGCUAUUUCCUGGGUCUGCAGGCGUUGGCGGGCGGUUGUGCUGAAUGCACCGGUGCUGUGGACAAAUAUUCACGUAACGGAUCCAAUGGAACCUGUCAAGGCGUAUCUCGAACGCUCCCAGGACAUGCCGCUUUCCAUCCUCGGCAAGCUUCGCUUCAAGAAGGAAGACAAGAUCCAACGCAUCGCCGGCCCCGACACAUAGUCCCUCGUCCUGAAGCAUACACAUCGUAUUGAGUCGAUGUGCAUCGAUUACAGGACGGGCGUAGAUCGCGACCUUCGCCUCAUUACACAGUCGGGACGGUUCGCGUUCCCUCGGCUCAGACGUCUCAGGCUCCAGCCACCCUAUAAUGGCGAAGACAAACG
Phanerochaete carnosa HHB-10118-sp is the source of this 474-nucleotide messenger RNA. RefSeq lists its product as uncharacterized. NCBI's taxonomy places the organism in Eukaryota, Fungi, Basidiomycota, Agaricomycetes, Polyporales, Phanerochaetaceae. The record is from RefSeq and is a predicted model, not a curated record. Bases 11 to 313 code for a protein of 100 amino acids. The transcript has a single exon.